Molecule: messenger RNA, 1603 nt
Organism: Magnolia sinica
Lineage: Eukaryota; Viridiplantae; Streptophyta; Magnoliopsida; Magnoliales; Magnoliaceae
Exons: 3
Coding region: 416-1357 (313 amino acids)
Source: RefSeq, a predicted model, not a curated record
AGGAAAAGGACGCACACAAGCAGACAAAAUCCAGACAGCCUUUCUCGUCACCCCCUCGAUUAUAUUAUAUUUUCAGGAUUCCCAUCUCCACCCUUUCCUCAGACGAAUCAGGUCAUUAUUUUCAUCUUUUCUAUUCCAAUCAUCUCCACCCUCCAUUCCGUGACCUUCAACCUCUGGCCCACUCCCCUCUCUUCAUAAAUCCAAGCCACUCAAAACACUCCCUCCAUUUCAUCGAUUCGAUUCCUCACGCAUCUUCAAGAGAAAACAGAGAGUCUCAGCUUCAAAUCACUGAUUUAUGCCCCUGGAAAAGGAGGAAAUUCCGUUAAAAGUGAAAGAUUCAAAGGCGGAGGGUAUUUCUCUAUAUAUUCCGGAAGAAGAAUCGGUAUCGGCGCGGAUUUCAGUAUACUGAGAGAGAAUGAGAUCUUUUGAGUUCUUGAAUAUUCUCUGUUUUCUGUGUUUUCUCGCGCUCGUUCGGCCCUCGUCGGAAUCUGACGACGGCCACCAGCAGCCGUUGUUACCGGGCGAGUUCUCGUCUCCGAACACUGUUCCGGCGUAUCCGGUCCAGACUCAGACUCAGAACUGCCAUCUGGAUCUCUCCGCCGAGCUCUUCGGCGGCGUCGCUCAGGCAUGCGGCCGGAAUCUCGAUCGGAGCCGGUGCUGCCCCGUACUCGCGGCGUGGCUCUUCGCUGCGCACGCACGGUCGGCGCUUGAGAUCCGUGCGCCAGCGCCGGAGUCGUCGGAUCUGCCGAUGAUGCCGGACGAUUCGCAGAAGUGUGUCAACUCGCUGCAGAACUCGCUGCUGAGUCGGGACAUACACAUCCCGCAGCCGAACGCGAGCUGCGAUGCGAUUCUCUGCUUUUGUGGGAUUCGGCUGCAUCAGAUCAGCUCGUUGAGCUGCCCCGCCGCUUUCAACGUGUCGAGGAACGCGACGCCGACGGCAGCUGUGAGAAAUUUGGAGCGGAAUUGCAGGAACUCGUCCUACGCAGGGUGCACUCGGUGCUUGGAAUCACUCGACAAGCUGAAAGGGGGGCAAAACGAGAGCCGAGCAGGGAACGAUCGAGCGAGCAAGAUGUUUAGCAGGGACUGCCAGCUGAUGGGGCUGACGUGGCUCCUCGCCCGCAACAAGACGGCGUAUAUUCCAACGGUCUCAGCAGUCCUGCGCGCCAUCAUGUACAGUGCGCACCCACCGCACCAGUCCAAAUGCAGCCCCGAUCAGGAGAACAUGCCCCUAGCCGUUGAUUCCCUCGAAUUUCAAAAGCUCGAUGGCUCCUCUCCCGCCCCACCCAAAAUAUCGCCACCUCUUCCAUUCCUGCCCUUCGCCUUCCUCGUCCUUCUCUUCUGCUAUUCGCUCACAUGAGUGCUACAAGACAGACGAAGGCCCUGUCUUUUUUCGUCUUCUUUUGCUCUGUGUAAAGUACGGCUCUCUCUUUUAUUUUUUUUUUAUUUUUACCGCGCUACAGUUUUUCUAGCUUUUCAUAGCUUGAAAUCCUCGCUGGGGUAAAUCUUUUUUUGAUUUUUUUGGCUAGAAAAUGAUGGAUAGAGCUGCCCUUGACGUGACGAAGUUGUAUGUAGAUGGUUACUUUUGAUUAGGGUAUUUCUGUCA